ACGCAUCGUGCGUGUUAUUUGCGUGCAUAAGAAAUUGCUUUGUGUGAUCGGCCGGCUCGCUGUGCAUGCUUAGGCUCGGCAGCCUACGGCUGGUGCAUCAGUGGUCGCCAAGAUUUUACAACAAUUCGGCGAUAUUUUCUCCACUUUUGCCCGCCGUAAGCCACCAUUUUUGCUCCGUGCAUACACUGCUAGGAGUCUAUUCUACAGACUGUGCAAUCCACAGCCAUGCAUUCGGCACAGAAGUGACAUUUUGAGCCCAGUUAUCUGCACCCGUAUCGUCCGGGAAGAGAAGCUCGACAACCAACGCACGGUGAGGUAGACCGUGUAGCCGGCCACCCAGCCCCUCGUUCACCGGAGCCAACGCAGCGGCCAACGGCCGGGGCUUUGUGGAACUGUGUGUGAUGGCAGUGUGUGGGUCGCGGAUAGCGGCCAGACAAAUGGCUUUCACGGGGACUCCUCGGGACCACGCCAUCCUCAGUGCAACUCAAACCUUCUACCAGAGUGCUGCCACAGCAUCCAGCUUGGCUAGGCGAGAUUUUGAGCCCGACAGACCCAUCGGUUACGGUGCUUUUGGCGUGGUUUGGUCAGUGACGGAUCCCCGAGAUGGCAAGCGGGUGGCUCUCAAGAAGAUGCCUCACGUCUUCCAGAACCUCAUCUCCUGCAAACGCGUCUAUCGCGAACUCAAGAUGCUCUUUUUCUUCAACCACGACAACGUGCUCCGUGCUCUGGACAUACUUCAACCCCCUCAUCUAGAUUACUUUGAAGAAAUAUACGUUGUGACAGAGCUUCUCCAAAGCGACCUUCAUAAGAUCAUCGUCUCUCCACAAUCUCUCAGCUCGGACCACGUCAAGGUCUUCCUCUAUCAAAUUCUAAGAGGGCUGAAGUAUCUUCACUCGGCUGGUAUUCUGCACAGGGAUAUCAAACCUGGCAACCUUCUUGUUAACAGUAACUGCAUACUCAAGAUUUGUGAUUUUGGGCUGGCCCGCCUGGAGGAACCAGACACCAACAAACACAUGACUCAAGAGGUCAUCACACAGUACUACCGUGCGCCAGAGAUCCUCGUGGGCAGCAAACACUAUGGGUCAUCUGUGGACGUCUGGUCGGUCGGCUGCAUCUUUGCCGAGCUCCUGGGAAGAAGGAUUCUGUUUCAGGCACAGAGUCCAGUUACCCAGCUGAACCUCAUCACUGAUCUCCUUGGUACCCCAAGCAUGGAGGACAUGAAGUACGCUUGUGACGGCGCAAAAGCGCAUCUACUUCGGUCACCGCACAAACCUCCCUGUCUGUCAGCAUUAUACAGUCUGUCAACUCAGGCUACGCAUGAAGCUGUCCAUCUCCUGAGUCGAAUGCUGGUCUUCAAUCCGGACAAGCGCAUAUCGUGUACAGAUGCGCUGACCCACCCCUACUUAGAGGAAGGGCGGUUACGCUACCACACCUGCAUGUGCCGCUGCUGUCACAACACGGCAGCGGGCCGGCAGUACACCUCGGACUUUGAGCCCGCAGCUCCGCAGCGGUUCAGCUCGGAGUUUGAGGACGGGUUGUGCAGUGUGCAUGAGGUCAAAGAGGCCCUACACACAUUCAUUACGGACAGGCACCAGGGUAACAGCGUGCCCCUUUGUAUAAAUCCCCAGUCUGCUGCCUUCAAGAGCUUUGCCAGCUCAUCAGUAGCCAGUGCCUCUGAAUUGCCACCCACCCCUCAACCCUGGGAGUAACUCCUCCCCCCUACUGUCUCCAACGGGUAUCAGGGGUAAGCCAGUGCCCACCCUCCUACUCUCCCCCCCCCCACGUUGUGUCCCGUCCACGUUCCCCCUCUUCAUCCGGGACCGCCUGUUGUGUGUACGGCAUGAUGGACCCAGCCCUAUGCACAUUAAACGUGUGGUAUCUGUAUUUAUUACUGUAUCCUUGUGUUUGGAGUACGAUAAAGCAAUAUUAUUUGAUUCAGCAGUAAUUCUGUAUACUGUACCCAUUGUCUCCCGAAAGUGAAUGCUGCAGUUCAUUUAGAGAGUUUGUCUCCAGGGUUACGAGUUCCAGUGUCAAUGCAGCAUUAUUGUAGAGAUACUGAAUUUUCGAUCUGACGGUUGCAAAUGUGUGGGUUUUUUUUUAAGUACUCUAAUUAAAGAGGAUAAGUUAUUGUAAUAAGUCAAUCAUCGACUAAUGCUUUUUGUGUGUAAAUGAUGGUUGAUUCUCUUAGAAGUAACUGCUGGUUAUCAAAGGUCUUGUUUAAUUACAUCUAUGCAUCACCCCUAAACAAGAGUGGAGCAACCUAUGUGAACUGUUACUGCAAGAAGGAUCGACUGUCAUUUUGAGGGGGUUUUAACAAUAUGGGGGUCUUGUACAGUUCUGUUUGCCAAAGAUGGUGCUAAGUUGUAGGGAUUUUUUGUUUUGGCUCAGAGAAUUAAUUGAACAAACUGUAGAUUUGAGCAAGUAAAUGUGUAAGCUCUUUUUUGUAUGUGUCCGUAAUGCACUUAACAUCUCAUUGGCUGUGCUUAAUUUUUUUUUUUUUCCCUGAAAACCACUUGCAAUUUUUUGUUGUAAGGACAACCCAUUAAUAUAUGCCAUUCCGGACUUUCUGCCAGAAGUUAAUCUUUGAAAUAGAAAAGGGAUUCAUCCAUGGAGGCUUGCACUUUGGGAAUUCUGGCCUGCUCAUAACAAUUUAAUGUUUCUGCUAAUCGUGUUCAAAAAAGCGCUCCUGGUAAUUUGCAUAUCAUGCAUUCCCUUUCUGGAAGCAUUUUUCUAGCUUGUUCCUGAGCUUAAAUAGUAAGCAGAAAUUCUCCUUUUUGGGGACAACAUAAGACUACCUUGUAGCAAGUAAGAUAAGACAUCGGAUAAAGCGUGCAGGCCAGAGACUGGUUUAGCUAUUUAAAAGCAUGUGUUCUUCACUGACUCGAUUUGUUGCUUUAAUAGCAAUCCUUGGACUUUUGGUUGGGCAAUUUUUACUGCAGAAGAUGUUCCAUUAGGCGGAAAAUUAUCAACGCCAUGAGCCAUUAUUUUCUUAUCAGCUCCCAUAAACAAUUUGAACCUUCCACACAUCCCUGCCCAAUCACAAAGUUGCUUUUUAUUUUGAUUGAUGUCGCCAUGUCCAGUAUGUAGCAACUCAUCUUGGGUUGCCCAAUUGGUGUUAAACUCUACGAGUACACAAUGCAGUUUGCUGAAAUAAAUACUGUUGGGGAGAGAAAAGCUAAUGCACAGUAUUCAAAAAUCUGGGAGCUACUAAGUUACAUGUAUAUGCAGUGAUUUAUCAUUAAACUACCUCUGAAUAGUGGAUCUGCCUAUUAUGACAUUAUUAUCAAGGAAGACACCACUGUAUUUCAGAGGGGUGGGAUUCUUGAUUUGAUCCAUAUCUCCUGCACUGAUUAGGCAGUGCAGUGCUGACUUCGUUCUAACCUAGUUGUAAUACUAAUUCUAUUUAUCGUUACUGUUUUUUUAUACAACGUGUAUUGUGCAAUUUGUAUCCGGGAUUGUUGUCACAAAAGGGAAACCCAUUUGUAUGCUGAGUAAUUAUGAAAGAGCAAGUUCAUUCAAGUUUUAUUUGUAGUGUCUCGAUUGUCAUUAGGAAAGGUUUGAUUCACAAAUGUUCAGGAAGCUUGAAUAAGGGUGAAGUUACUGCGAAGCGUUGGCUUUAUAAACAAAUGCAAAAGUUUUGAGGGAGAGAUUUCGAUUUUUGCAGAUUUUGGUCCUCAUGUCUUUCACCAUUUCAGUCACACUAUUGAGUUACAUAUUUGCUGUGCCCCUCCUUUCACCCCCCUGAAGCAAUGCACUGCUCCAGUCUUAAAGCUUUCCUCAAUGUAAAUAGGUCUGUGGACCUGUAGGAGGGGUGGAUUGCUUCGGUUGUGAGGUGCUGCUCUCAUUGAGAUGAGAUGGAUUGUGCUGGAGAAUGUGCUCUGGCAGAGAGUCCUUAGUCUUUUGAGUGAGAGGUAGAGGCACUGUGACACUAGCGGUCAGAGGGUUCGGGCAAAAACAAACCUAAGAAUAUACACACAAGAAGAGCUGGGCAAUGCAGUAUCAGGAUGAAUUACUUCCUGGUCUUGACGGCAAAUAAUCGUGUUAGUAUGAUGGGAAACAUUGACUUCUGAAUGUCAUCCCAACUGGGACAAAAGAUUUCUUAGUAUAUAAACAAUGAACUGAAAACGAGUGACGGACGUUUACAAUUUUUACCAACGUUUAGAGAAUCUGUACAGUUUUAAACUUUGUAAAAUUAGUUGUCUCUUGGUUCCUUGAAACUUUUGUUCUCAUUGAUGUUUUUGUGUACAGUUUACUUCACUAAAUGUUUGAUUGGAUCAGCGUGUUGGCUGUACAGGUCGUAUGUUAAGUCAGGUACAUGUGUGUAGAUGAAGGUUCCGAGUGUUGGUAGGACGAAAGAAGAAAAAGAUCACGUGCCAUUUGUCAGGAUAUUUAUAUCAUGAUUGCAAAUGUGUGUUUUUUUUCCCCUUUUUGUUCAAUGUGUUCAUUGUGCUUUUUUGCAAGAGGAUUUGUAAAGUGACUUGUGAAGAUCGGGUGCCAGUGCUGCAUUAUUUUUGAAAGUUUCAUCGUAUUGCCAAUGCUGCUGGGAAAGAGAGGACGAAAUUGUCCCUGCAAACGGAUGAUUUAGAAUCAGUUUUUUUGUGGGUUGAAUAAGUGGCUACUGUUUCAUCUCUUCAAUCGUCUUCAUGGCUUUACAAAACUAUGCUGCAAGAGACAGAUAUUUGUCCAUGUUCCAACACGAUGUUGUGACAUUACUCUCUUUAUACUACUUAAAUUGUGCUUGACAAAUAUACCUGUCCGAUGUACUACUAGCAUAGAAAGGAAAACCUACUAAUAUAUCUUUUGUAAAUAUCUUUGUAGAAUGUAGUUUAUUUCAAUAUUUAUUCUACACAUAGUAUGAAAAAAAAUCAGUUUUGAAUUAUGUGUUUAUGAAAAAAUGGCAAUUUUUCUCCUUUUUUAAAUUUUUUUUUUCCAUUCCGUGUAAUGUGUGUGUGGUGUGUGUUUACCAAGGUAUUUUUUCCGAAAAAUGAUGUGGUCCUUUUCAGGAGCCAUCAUUUAGAGAAUUAAAUUAUGAUGUAAAAAUGAAAUGAUUGUACAGUUUCAAACAGUGAUGCAUGUAACAGCAACUUUCACUGCAACUUGUUUCUGUUCUGCAAAUCAGGCUUUUUUCCAAUUUUAUAUUGACCCAAAUUCAUCGAACUUUGAAACGUGUUGUUAAACACGAACGAUAUGCAAAUUGAAUAACAACUUUUUUCAAAUAUGUGGGACCAUUUUUGUAUUUAAGUGUAAAAAAAGGAAACUCCAGACCCCAUUUUUAAUGUCCCUUUAUUUGGCAUAUGAUCAGACACCAACAGAUGAGAACAUGCACCUUGCAUUCAAAGUGCAUUGGGCACUGUGCGCAAUCACAGAAAACAUCGAGGGGUUUUUCAAAACUCAGCUUUCUUUUGAGCUGUCUGUUCUGGCCCCCAGCCGUAAGGUCCCUUGUUAUUGUAUUGGUCAUUUUCUGGUUCAGGAACAUCAAAUCUUUCAAUGCAAGGUCAGAGUACAUGUAUUUCCCUCUCAUUCAAGAACAAAGUCUUCUCAAUGAUUUAGGAACCAGAGAUGAAGCUGCAGUCGUAAGCAAAGCUGAAAUUUGAUAAACCUUUCAGCUUCUGUCUAGUAUAAAACUGAACAGUAAUUGUAGAGUGGUUCACCCACCUAAAGACAAUUCGUUACAUAUUUUUGAAAGAAUAUGUGUCAGAAUAUUGAACCUAUUAUCAUGGGGGAAUAUAGCCUUAUCUGUUGGAUUUUUUUUGCAGUAGCUGUAUUUUUUUCCCUUUUUUGGCAGCCAUCCCUUACAACUGAUGAGGAACUAGACACAACCUGUCUAGUCCUUUUUCCAGUUUGUAAUAAGCAAAACGAAAUAAAAAAAUAGCAGAACUGAACUGUAUAAGUGGUGCCUAUAAAAAAAUGUUAACGCCCCUUGUUAAGAACUUGAAGUUAAUUACCUGUUUUGGCUGAAUAUUUGGUAGGAAUUGCAAUAAAUGUAGUUGUACUUUUUAAGCAAAAUAUGCUUUUUUAACCCUUGGAGAUUUUUGUAAAGUGCAUAAUACAAAAGCAUUGGUCUGUUACUUCCAGGUUUAAAGGAGAAUUUAAAAUAUAAUUGAUACACGAUUAUUUUUCUGGUCGAAAGUGGGACAGUAUCUGAAAUGAUUCAACAAAUCUGAACAAGUCUUAAAAAAACAAACCCGUUAUUGUCAGGUUAAAUAUUCCAAUUGUUGCUUACCUGCGAUGUAUGCAAUCCUUAAUCUAUUGGAGUCAUCUGAGAGUUCAAAUAUGUCGUUAUAAUUCGUGUGAAAUCCGCAGCUUUGGUUCUCCGGACCUUGGAACAAAUAUCUAUUGUGCUAUUUCAAACCCCUGCAGUAUCAUGUGGCGAGUUGAACAACAGCAAAAUUAUGUCUUAAAGACUCCCUGCACUUCAGCACGUGGUGUUUUCCAAGUGUUAAAGACAGCCUGUAAUGCAAGUGUGGAUUCAGUACCUGUUUGUUUUAGACAGUGUUGCAGUGGAGUUUGUUGUAAGUCCCUUCACAAGACCUUUUACAAGACCGGUCUUAUUUAACAGGGUGAACAGUAUGCAGAAAAUGCUUCAUGUUCUGUUAAGAUUUAGUUGACUAGCCUAUAACUUGACUUAAGACUGGAUAACUAGUGAUUUUACGGGGCAUUGUGAUGGACUUGACAGCAGCACUGGCUUUUAGAUAUCAAAUUUCAAUAAUGCAGUCACAAAAAUACAAAAGUUCUCUACCUACGACCAUGUGUUGUCAUCUCAUCUCACAACAAUGACAAAGGCAAUUAAAUUUUUUAGGUGAAUUGUUUCUGAGCUACACUAAUAAAAGUACUUGUGCUCAUUAUUUAUAAGACCAAA
Messenger RNA from Acanthaster planci (crown-of-thorns starfish), 6859 nucleotides. It is a transcript of the gene nlk, whose product is annotated as nemo like kinase. The record is from RefSeq and is a predicted model, not a curated record. Gene Ontology annotation, biological process: protein phosphorylation. Lineage: Eukaryota; Metazoa; Echinodermata; Asteroidea; Valvatida; Acanthasteridae. Gene Ontology annotation, molecular function: ATP binding; MAP kinase activity.